UCCCCGCCGGCCGCUCUAAAAAUUUAUGUAAAAUAUAUAUAUAUAUAUAUAUAAAGAUAAUUUCAGUGUAUCUACACUUAAAAUUACUUUGUUUCUCCCCGACAGAAGCUGGUUGAAAAGUUAGUUGUUCGUUGUGUUGUUUAAAGUGCGAGAGCGUCGCCAUCAUGGAAGAAAUAGAAGUAAUUGAAUCAUCUGAAAGUAAGGAAGAAGAGCAACGAGUGUGGAGUUGGGGAGCCGGUACAGAUGGGCAGCUAGGUACGGGCUGUUUACGGGAUGAACUCUCACCUCAACUCCUUCAACUUCCUUUCUCCGUCUCCGCGCUCGCCUGCGGUGGUGCUCACGUUUUGGCCUUGACCUUUGGUGGUCAAGUGUUUUCGUGGGGAAGAGGCACUUCUGGUCAAUUAGGCCAUGGAGACAUGGCUAAUUGCUCCUCUCCAAAACCUAUUUCUUUCUUUGAGGACUAUUCAGUUACUCAGCUUUCUGCUGGAUGGAACCACUCGGGUUUUGUUUCAGAUUCAGGGUGUCUUUUUACUUGUGGUGAUGGCUCGUUUGGUCAGCUUGGGCAUGGUGAUUACAUCUCACAUUACUUUCCUCGUAAAGUCUCAUACUUUAUUAAUAACAACGUUCAACAGAUAGCAUGUGGCAUGCGCCAUUCACUUGUUUUGGUGGAAGAUUGUUUGGGAAAUCAAGUUUAUGGAUUUGGAUCUGGAAAGCGUGGUCAGCUUGGUAUCUCAUUGGAUAAGAUCAGAUCUUUUAGUCUUCCUUGUAUUAACAAUGGUUUUGAAGACGUUGAAAUCGUUAGCAUUUCUGCAAAUGGAGAUCAUAGUGCUGCAUUAUCUGCUGAUGGGCAUCUAUACACUUGGGGAAAAGGGUUCAGUAAAAUGUGUGAUUCUUACAUUCCUCAGCGUUUAUCUUCUUCUUUGUGCUUCUUAAAAGCUGCUCUUGGAUGGAAUCACGCUUUACUGUUAACUGGUGGUGGAGAGGCUUAUAUGCUUGGUGGAUCCACCCAUGGCACAUUAAGUGAUCCUGAGAAGAUGAGCCCUGUAAAACCUUUAUCUGAAAAUUCAAAGGAAGCUGCACUUGAGAAAGUAUCUGGUCUUGAUGACACAAAAGUUGUUCAAAUUGCUGCAGGAGCUGAGCACUCUGCUUUGGUAACAGAUAGUGGAAUAAUUAUGACAUGGGGUUGGGGUGAACACGGUCAACUUGGCUUGGGAAACACUUGUGAUCAAAUUAAACCCAGAGCAGUAAGUUUAGAUGAUGAAGUUCAAAGCAAUGAUGCUGCGUUCCAAGUCUACUGUGGGAGUGGAUUCACAUACACCAUAAGAACACUAUCUCUUUCUUCUUAGACUUGAUAAACAUGCUGAUACCACAGUGUUGAGUCUUUGUGCUUCUGUUCACUGUCACUUAAAACAUUUGACCUGGAUCUUAAAAGAUGCAGAGUGUCCAGCAUAUUGACAUUCCAGAAAAGAUAAAUAGGAACAAGUGACAAAAUAUAGCAGCACAAAGAUAAUUCUUACAGAGGCAAGUUUGAGUGCCAAGCUUCAUUUUUUUUUUUCUAAAGUUAUAAAAAACAUUGAUUGUAUGUUCAUUUGAACACAUUUUGUAUGCUAUACAAUAAAGAAUAAGAAGAGAAAUAACUCUAGUCUACCAUUUUAUUAUAAAUUGUAAAUUGUUCUUCUGUGGUUGUUGCAAAGAUAUAAGGUGCCAAAACCAUAGACAGAAAGAAUUUCACUGUAGUUCAUGAGCUUGUGGACCCUGUUGCCUUUCAGUCUAUGCUCUCUUGUGUUUAAUCUUCAACAAAGCUUAUAAAUCAUGUCGUGUAUUGCAUCAGGAGUUACACUAUCUAACCCCUUUCUCGUUCCUUUGUACAAACACCUUUUCUCUCUUAUUUUGUAAACAGAAAAGAUAGAAAAUGAAUGCAGCAAUUUCAAUGAGAAGUAAAAGAGGCUUGACCAGAAUGGUAGCAACGGACACUGAGGAUGUAAAGCUCUGAGCUUAUGUCAGCAUUGAGCGCGCUAUAAGUGCUUGUGACCUUUCUCUCUCUCGUCGAGAAGCCUGGCUCGUUUCUAAUCAACUUUGACAUUCCUUAGAAGGAUGUUAAGUUUCGGUUCAUGAACACAACUAGGGUACUAAAGAAGCAACUCAAUAUGACUUACACUCACUGAAGAGGUGAAAACCAGACUAUCUUGGGUGGGAUACUUGUGCUUGAUCACAACAACAAGAUAUCCGUUAAUUAUGCAAUUGAUUUGAAUAAUUUUAAAUCAAAGUAUAGCCAUGUGUAUAGAGGGGUAUAUACAUUUGAGCCCUGCUAUGAGUUUGGGAAGAAUUCAUGGUAGUUGGCUGUGUCAAAGACUGUUCUUGAUGAUGUUAUAAAGGCUUCUUAUGUGACAUCAAGCAAAGCUCUGGAGCUCCAGUGAUUGUGGAAAUCCUCUUUUAAUAAAGAUGGAAGAUGCAAGGUAGCCGAAACUAUCUUUAAUUUCCUAUUGCACUUAUGAUUAUGAAGAUAUUUUGGAUCCCCUUGAUCAGUUAUUUUGGAUCAGUUGAAUCAUACUGUCACACCAGAAGAAGUCAGAAAUUACCAAAAUCAGAUGAACAAGUCCCUCUGUAAUUGGGAUAGUAAGUCUGGAGUACCAAAACAAAGUAGAAAUUUCUCUUUAUGCUGGUACAUGUUCUGGUUUUCUGUUAUAUUUCUAGAGAUCCUAUAAGCAUCUGCCUUUAGCAUGUGGAACACAUAUCUCAAGCAUGAAAAUAUCUGUAUACAUGUUUUAUAGAAAAUAUGUUUAUUAAAAACCUAGUGAAUCAAUCAGGCAUCUACAGUUACACAGUUCAUGUGGGUAAUCUGAUGUAAAUGGCUGAUGAGAAAGGAUUUUCUUUUCCAUUUCCUUGUCUCACUGGAUUCAGAGAAAAUUUGUUGUCAAGAAUAGAGGUCAUUAUUUUUAUGUGAUAACAGGGAAGAUAUUUAGAAGAUUCUUAACUAGGCCAAGAAUUUUUUUUGUUAAAAAGAACCUCUCUCUUGUUUUUACUAGAAACAUUCUUUAUGGUUUUCUUGAAUUUUUCUUUUAAAGUUCUACAUGGUUAUUUUACUUGGUGAUUCAUGCUUUAAAUUUUGUUCUAUAAUGUCUAACAGGUUUAAGCUUCUUUUAAUUAGCAGAGGGGUUAGACACACCAACUCUAACUGCUGAGGGUUCAUGGAAUUUCAAGAUGUAGUCUUCCUUACCAAUUGGAGGUUUUGAACAUAAAAAACUAACUAGUCCCCUUGUUAUAUUUCACCUAUGUGGUUCUCUCUUACAACUGCAUGCUGUCAUAAAUAUAAAUGAGCCCAAACAAAUUAGAGAGCGCUGCAAGUUUCUUUGUUUAUAUUGUAGUUUCUUAUUGCAAUUCAUGCUUCUAUGGAUUGCAGUGUAUAAAGAUGGAGUUCUCAUGCUACUGAAUGCUUUCAUAAAUUUAUAUGAGGCCUGGCAAAUAAAGGAGCCCUUCUGGAGCUGCCCAACUGUAAACUUAUCUUGUGACACCUUAGGCGAAUCUCACAUUAGCAAAGCACGGGAGAGAUGUUGAGCUUGUCUGUGUAUCUCACGUUACCCAGGGAUAUUAAAUACACUAAUAAUGAGAUUGAUUAAUGAUGUAAAUUUUUUGAAGGUUAGAGUUUCAAAAAAAAAAAAAAUGAGAACAUGAGAUAGUCUCAUAUUACAGA
Molecule: messenger RNA, 3691 nt
Organism: Mangifera indica (mango)
Lineage: Eukaryota; Viridiplantae; Streptophyta; Magnoliopsida; Sapindales; Anacardiaceae
Product: ultraviolet-B receptor UVR8
Exons: 10
Coding region: 165-1346 (393 amino acids)
Source: RefSeq, a predicted model, not a curated record